Messenger RNA from Dentiscutata heterogama, 188 nucleotides. The record is from the annotation of a GenBank genome assembly. Lineage: Eukaryota; Fungi; Glomeromycota; Glomeromycetes; Diversisporales; Gigasporaceae.
AAGGUGCAUAUUGGGCCCAAUAUGUUAAAAUAGAAGAUUAUCACAAGAAAAAAACAAAGACACAAAGUGAAUAUGAUACUAUUAAGGAUAUGUUUAAGAAUUCUAAAGACUUCUCUGCUAUUAGAUUGGCUAGUAGUGUUGAUAAUCUAAAACUUUGGGAUAUGUUUGUCACAUGGAUUGUCAAUUAA